Emiliania huxleyi CCMP1516 is the source of this 945-nucleotide messenger RNA. RefSeq lists its product as hypothetical. Lineage: Eukaryota; Haptophyta; Isochrysidales; Noelaerhabdaceae. The transcript is spliced from 5 exons. Bases 1 to 945 code for a protein of 314 amino acids. The record is from RefSeq and is a predicted model, not a curated record. Gene Ontology annotation, molecular function: protein-folding chaperone binding; protein folding chaperone. Gene Ontology annotation, cellular component: nucleus; cytoplasm.
AUGGAUGCGGCACUAGGGACGCCCAAUAGCGCCGGUUUUGUGUACCGGGCGCACCCGCAGCCGUACACACUGCUGCCACUGCCAGGGGGUCGCCGCAGGCGCCCCAAGCGGCGCGGAGCGCCGCCGCAGGCGGCGGACAGCAGGCGCCUCAAGCGGUGCGGAGCGCCGCCACAGGCGGCGGACAGCAGAAUCACUCGCGAGCUCGGUGUUGAAGUCGAUGCAUCUGAUAGCGACCUCAAGAGCGCAUACCACCAGCUUGCGCGUCAAUUUCAUCCCGACAAGAACCAAGGCAACGCCGAGGCGGAGCGCAAGUUUGCCGACGUGACCUCCGCAUACCAGGCGCUCUCGGCGAUGCCUGCAGACAAGAGAGCCGCAGCGAAGCGGGCAGCGAAGCGGGAGCGGUCGAAGAAGCACGGGCGGGACCACGGGCGGGAUCACGGGCGGGACCACGGGCGGGACCACGGGGCGGCACCGUCACGGGAAGCCGCGCCCGCGGAAGCCGACGUGGGCCAGGGACAGGGGCAGCCGCCGACGCAACCACUCUCGGGUGGGGUGCAGGGACAGGCGGGGCAUCCGAACAAGAAAGGCGCCAGCUCGCAGCCCAAAGCGCGCGGCGCUCAGUUCAACUUCCAGGAUAGACUCGCUGAGGAGCAGCGGCAGAAACGGCAGGCCGCCGCACCCGAGGCCGAAAGCAUGGAGCGUAGCGACGCGGGCGCCGACGGAGCCGAUGCAAGGGACAAGCAGCGCCUGACGGGCUUGGAGGGCUUCGAGUGUUGCGUUGGCAUCGUCACCGCACUCCUGGCAUGCCAGACGCUCUGCCACGGGGUGGUACGCUGCAUUUUCAACCCGCCGUGCCUGAAUGAUGGUGGAAUUAGUGAGGAGGGCGUUCAGAAGUGGGGCAGGAAGGACUUCGAAAAGCAGUAUGAUGCUCACCAACGCGUGUGA